CAAGUUUUUUAUAUUCUUCUCUGAGCUGUUUAUUCUAGUUAGCAUCUCAUCUAACCUUUCUUCUACAUUCUUAGUUUCUUUGCAUUGGGUGAGCACAUGUUCUUUCAGCUCUGAGAAGUUUGUUAUUACCCACCUUCUGAAGCCUGUUUCUGUCAAUUCAUCAGAUUCAUUCUCCAUCCAUCUUUGAUCCCUAGCUGGUGAGGAGUUGUGAUCCUUUGGAGGAGGAGAGGCGUUCUGGUUUUUGGUGUUUUCAUCCUUUUUUGCACUUGUUUCUUCCCAUCUUAGUGGCUUUAGCUACCUGUGGUCUUUGUAGUUGGUGACUUUUGGGUGGAGUUUCUGAGUGGACACCCUUUUUGUUGAUGAUAAAGUUAUUUCUUUCUGUUUCUUAGUUUUCCUUCUAACAUUCAGGUACCUCUGCUGAAGGACUGCUAGAGGUCGACUCCAGACCCUGCUUGCCUGGGGAUUGCCUGCAGGGGCUGCAGAACAGUGAGCGUUGCUGCUGAUUUGUUCUUCUGUUAUCUUCGUCCCAGAAGGGUACUGCCAGAUAUUGGCCAGAGCUCUCCUUUAUGGGUUGUCUCUUUGGGUAUAUGCAGGUUGGGGAGCUGCUUGAGGAGACAGUCUGUCCCUUAUAGGAGCUCAAGUGCUAUGCUGGAAGCUCCAUUGUUCUGUGCAGCAUUUCUGGGCAGGUACUUUUAAUUCUGCUGCAGCAGAACUCAUAACCACCUCUUUUCCCAGGUGCUCUGUCCUAGGAAGAUCGGCUUUAUUUAUAAGUUUCUGUGAUGCUGCUGCCUUUUUUCAUAGAUGCCCUACCCUGCAUGGAGUAGUCUAGUCACAGUCUGCCAGCAGAGGUGUUGCUGAGCUGCCACAGGCUCUGUCCAGCUGCUGUGUGAACUGCCUCCAUAGUGGUGAUAGCUGUUCCUCCCACUGAGCUGGACCAUCCUGGGUCCAGCUGCACUUGCUGUGAAACUCUCAGUCUGGAGCAUUUCAGAUUGCUUGUUUUGUGGGGGUGGUACCCGCCGAGCCAGAUUGCCUGUCUUCCUGUCUCUGCCCCUUCCCUUCCAGUUGAAUGGGCAACUCUGUUUCCCAGGCAUUCCAGACGCCAUUUGAAAUGGCCGCCUAGAUUUGUGUGAGUUUUUGUGUGCCAAGCCGGCACCGGCUGAAACUGCUGUGCUGAAAACUCAUGGCACUUUUCGGCCCGGGAAUCUCCUGGUCUGUGGGUAGUGAAAAUUUGUUUGGAAAUGCAGAGGGCACUCACCCUCUGUGUUGUUCUUGCUGGGAACUGUACUCCGGAGCUGUUCCUAUUCAGCCCUGUUGGAUCCUCAUUUUUCUACUCAUUCUCUUAUCACACAUUUACCUAAUGCCACAACAGUAGUUUUAACAUGUGUGUGUUUAUAUAGAAAAACAAAGCCUCACAAGCCAAUAAAAUUAAAAUUUUAAAAUGCUGAAAGAAAAUAAAUAUCAAUGUAGAAUUCCCAACAAAAAUAUCAUUCAAGAAUGAAGAUGAAAUGAAGAAGCCAUAUUGUGACAAUAAAUACAGAAAACGUGUACUGUCAGCAUACUUGGUUUAAAAUAAAUAAGAAAAGCCACUCUUCAAGCAGAAAGAAAAUGAUCUCAGAUGGAAAUGUGGAGAUGCAAAAUUAAUGAAGAAUACCAGAAGGGAUAAAUGAGUAGGUUUGUAAACAUUAAAUACACAAAACAAUAGUAAGAAUGGAUUAUGACAUUUAAAAUAUUUAUGGAAUUGAAAACAAACCCCCAAAUAAUGCAAAAGCUGGAGGGGUAAAUGGACUUGAAGUGUUGUGAAGUUCUAGCAUUACCAUGGAAGUAGUAGAAAUUAUCAUUUGAAUAGGAUUGUAGUAAUCAAGGAUGUAUAUUGUAAUCUCAAGAUUAAAAACUAUUGCGAGUAUGUUAUAAAUUAAUCAAGAGAAACUAGGAUAAUCAAAAUCUGAUCAUUCCAUGAUUUUUUUCCAGUCUUAAUAUUGGCAGUGAUCAAUUUUGAAAGAUUAAAAUUAUUUUUAUGGAACAUUGCAUCUAACAAUUACAGAGCUGAUAUUGUUUUCAUGCGCACAUAGAAUAUUUGCUAACAUUGACCAUAUACUGAGCCAUAAAUGAAACCUCAAGAGAAGCCGAAGGGCUGACAUGAUUUAAAGUAUGUUCUCUGUCCACAAUGGAAUUAAGCUAGAAAUAAGUAACAAAAAAGUAACUGGAAAAUGUUCAGUAACUAGACCUUAAACCUGACACUUCUAAAUAGUUCAUCAUCAAAGAAUAGAUCACAAUAAGAAUUAAUAUUUUGAACUAAAUGACAAAGAAUAUAUGACCUAUCGAAAUUUAUGGCAUGAAACUAAAGAGUGCUCAGAGGGAACAUUAUAACCUGAAAUGCUAUAUUAGAAAAGAAGAAAAACUGACCGUCAGUGAUGUCAAGAAGCUAUACAAAAAGAACUCUAAAUCAAACUUAAUGCACCAGGAAGGAAAUAAAAAAGGCAUUUUAAAAAAUUUAUACUUUACCAUAUUUAUAAUUGAUUUAAUAUUUUUGAACAUGGACAUGAUACAGAAUUAAAGCAACUGUGUUACAACCUGAAGACAUAUGAAAUGAAAACAUCUUGAAGUAUGAGGAAUGAAAGCAUAGGGAUGUCCUCCUAGAACUCCGAGAUGCUAAGUAUGUAAAAUGAAUGUGUAACAAGUCCUCUUGCAACCUCCACUUAGACCUUGGAGAUCAUGAGUGUGAAAAACGAGUUCUCACACAGUCAACUGGCUGAGUAAGUGCCAACAGCAUCAAACAUCCAGAUUCUGUUGUGUGAAAAAGAAUAAACUCAUACUUGAAAAAAGUAGAAAAAGUCCCACAGGAAGCAUCUUACUCAGUGGUGAAAGAUAGAAAACUUUCCUUGGAUCUCAGGAAUGAGACAGGUAUGUCUGUUAUUCACUUCUUUCAGCAUUGGACUGAACAUCUUAGCCAGUAUAAUAAGGCAAGAAAAAGAAAUAAGAGAACCUAAUGAUUGGAAAUCAAAAAUCAGAACUGUCAUUGUGAUAUCAUCAUAUUCAUAAAGACAUCCAAAGGAAGCCACAACCUAUUGGACCUAAUUAAUCAAUUAGCAAGGUAGCUUGGUACAAAGUCAACAUACAGAAAGCAUUUAUGUAUCUACAUUCCAGCAACAAACAAGGAGGAAGUAACAUUUAAAGUGAUAUCAUGUAAAGUAUUAAAAAAACAGCUACCCAGGAAUAAAUCUAGUAAAAGAUAAAUCAAGGAAGACCUAAAUAAAGAGGGUGAUAUACCAUGUUUAUAGAUUGAAAGAUUUAAUAUUGUAAAGAGGUCAAUUCCCCCAAAAUUGGUGCAUAUAUUUAAUAUCAUCCCAAUUAAAAUCCAGAGGCUUUGUUUUAGAAAUUGACAAGCUGAAUUUAAAAUUUAUAUAGGACUGCAAAGAUCUAAGAAUAGUGAAGGCAACUUUGAAAAGCAAAAACAAAGUGGGAAAACAUACACCACCAGGUAUAAAGGUGUGCUAUAAAACUAUAGAGAUUAAGAUAAGACAGAUUUAGGGUAAGAUAAGAAAUAGACCAAGAGAACAGAAUACAGCAUCCAGAAACACACCUACACAAAUACAGUCACAUGGUUUAUAGCAAGUUGCUACUGUGGUGCAAUAGGACAAAAACCAUAUAAAUGGUUCUGGGUCAGCUGGAAGCCCAUAUAGAAAAUCAUGUAUUUUGACUCCUACCUUAUGCUAUGUGAUAAUCAACUCCAAAUGGAUUGCAGAUCUUAAAUGAGAAAGGUAAAGCAAUAAAGUUUUUUAGGGCUGUCCGGCCCCGUCCCGCCAGCCAUGAACUCCACGCAGUUCAACAAGGGCCCCUUGUAUGGGCUGUCGGCCGAGGUCAAGAACCAGCUCCUGUCCAAGUAUGACCCUCAGAAGGAGGCAGAGCUCCGAAGCUGGAUCGAGGGACUCACUAGUCUCUCCAUCGGCCCCGACUUCCAGAAGGGCCUGAAGGACGGGAUUAUCUUAUGCACACUCAUGAACAAGCUACAGCCAGGCUCAGUCCCCAAGAUCAACCGCUCCAUGCAGAACUGGCGCCAGCUAGAAAACCUUUCACACUUCAUCAAGGCCAUGGUCCGCUACGGCAUGAACCCCGUGGACCUGUUCGAGGCCAAUGACCUGUUUGAGAGUGGGAACAUGACGCGGGUACAGAUGUCUCUUCUCGUCCUGGCAGGAAAGGCCAAGACUAAGGGGCUGCAGAGCGGAGUGGACAUUGGCGUCAAGUACUCGGAGAAGCAGGAGUGGAACUUCGACGACGCCACCAUGAAGGCCGGCCAGUGCGUCAUCGGGCUGCAGAUGGGCACCAACAAAUGCGCCAGCCAGUCGGGCAUGACCGCGUACGGCACAAGGAGGCAUCUCUAUGACCCCAAGAACCACAUCCUGCCCCCCAUGGACCACUCGACCAUCAGCCUCCAGAUGGGCCCCAACAAGUGUGCCAGCCAGGUGGGCAUGACGGCUCCCGGGACGCGGCAGCAUAUCUAUGACACCAAACUGGGAACCGACAAGUAUGAUAACUCCUCCAUGCCCCUGCAGAUGGACUACACCCAGGGCGCCAACCAGAGCGGCCAGGUCUUUGGCCUGGGCUGGCAGAUAGACUACCCCAAGUAAUGCCCGCAAGGCACAGUAGCUGACAGGGCUCCCUCUGAUGCUGGCGACUGCCCGGCCCCAGGGGAGGUCCCUGAAUAUCCCCCUUACCACCAGGAGGAGGCGGGCUACUGAGGCUCCCAGCAUGCUCUCUCCCCACAUCGUCUCCCCAUCUCCCCGUCUGGGUUUUUCUGUGUUUUCAUCUUUUUUGUUUGUUUGUUUGAGACGGAGUUUCGCUCUUGUUGCCCAGACUGGAGUGCAAUGGCGCGACCUCGGCUCACUGAAACCUCCGCCUCCUGGGUUCAGGCAAUUCUCCUGCCUCAGCCUCCCGAGUAGCUGGGAUUACAGGCACACGCCACCAUGCCCAGCUAAUUUUUGUAUUUUUAGUAGAAACGGGGUUUCACCAUGUUGACCAGGAUGGUCUCAAUCUCUUGACCUCGUGAUCCACCCGCCUCAGCCUCCCAAAGUGCUGGGAUGACAGGUUUGAGCCACCGUGCCUGGCCCUGUGUUUUCAUCUUUUGUUAUUAACCUGUCGAGUGCUGCCAACCAGCCGAGGGUCUGUGAGUGGUUCCUGGGAUCAGGCAGCAGGGCUUUCUCCCCCUUGCCUUGGUCCUUCCCAGGACUGAUCCACUGGGCUCGGGGCGGGGGGGAAGGGGUCAAGGUUGUAUCCUGAUACCUGUAGGGUCAGGGUCCCUGCUGGCACAUCCAGGCUGUGGGCCGAGCUGUGCUGGGGAGGAGAGGCCUGGGCUUGGAGGGAACGGGUCCCUGAAGAUUUCUGGUUGCCUCCUCUCUUCUCACUUUUGUCACCCGAUCAGUUUGUGGUUUCUGUACCCGCAAAAAUUUCAGGAAGUAUUAACAAAAGAAAAAUACUCCCCCCUACCACCGCCGCCAAGGAAUGGGGCGGGGACAGUGGGGAGGGUGCUGGGCAAUGAGUCCCCUGGAAAGGGGGCCUGGCCACGAUGUUGAACGUCUCAGGCUUCCAAGUGGCUGGAUUUCCCUCCGACCCUCAGACCUGCCCCGGGGCCUGGUGGGGAAAGUGAGGCCUGUACAAGGAAGCGGACUUCUGAGUUGUUGGGGCCAGUGACCCCGUCUCCUUGCUACCCCGCCCUUCCCUUAGCCUCAGUGGGUUUUUUUCAGUUGUUGCUGUUACACAGGCUGGAGUGCCGUGGGGCAAUCUUCACUCACAGCACCUCCACCUCCCGAGCUCAAUGGAUUCCCCUGCCUCAGCCUCCCACAUAGCUGGGACUGCAGGUGCUCCACCAUGCUGGCAAAUUUUUUUAUUUUUGGUAGAGACAGGGUUUCACCAUGGUGGCCGGGAGACUGCUCCAUCUCCUCGGGCAACACACCCCGCCAAGUACUGCACCGGAACGCUCACCCCGGGGCCCUGCUCCAUGAGAUAAUGUGAAACUCAACUGUGGACCAAACGCAAUAAAACCUCUGUUUGUGAGAAGAAGAAGAAAAAAAAAGUUUUUUAGAAGAAAACAUCGGUGAAUAUCUUUAUCAUCUUGGAGUAGGCAAAAAUGCAUUGAAAAGAACAAAAAUACUGAAAACCAUACAGAAAAAAACCAGCUAAGAUUGGAUUAUAUUAAGAAUUUUUCCUUAUCAAAAGAUACCACAGGCUGGGCAUGGUGGCACACACCUGUAAUCCCAGCACUUUGGGAGGCCAAGGUGGGCAGAUCACUUGAGCCCAGGCAUUUGAGACAAGCCUGGGCAACAUGGCAAAACCCCAUCUCUACACACACACACACACACACACACACACACACGCACAAAUACAAAAAUUAUCCUGGUGUGGUAGUGCAUGCCUGUAGUCCCAGCUACUUGGGAGGCUGAGGUGGAUGGAUUGCUUGAGCCUGGGAGGUCGAGGCUGCAGUGAACCAUAAUUGUGCCAUUGUACUCCAAUCUGGGUGACAGAGCAAUACCCUGUCUCAAAAUAUAUAUAUACUACAAGGAGGAUGAAAAAGCAGACAAAAUUGGAGGAGAUGUUUGCAAUACAUAUACUCAACAGAAACUCAUAUCUAGAAUGUAUAAAGAGCUCUAUAAAUCAAUGUGAGAGAGACAGACAACUUAAUUGAAAAAGGGGGAAAACUUGAGUAGGCACUUCUUAAAAGAUGGUAUUCAGAUACCCAGUGAACACACAAAAUAUUGAACUUCAUCAGUCAUUGGUAAAUUAAAAUAAAAUCAACAAUUAGAUAAAAGGGUACACCCAUCAAGAACGGCUAAAAUAUAAAAGGAAGAUGAUAUCAAGUAUCAGUAAGAGUGUGGAACAACUAGACUCUUAUUUAUUACUGGUCUGGAUACAAAUAGGUAUAAUUAAUUUGGAAAAUACUGCAGUGAACAUAGGUAUAUGAACAUAUGUCUACCCUCUCACCCUGUGACUUAGCAGUUCUACUCUUAAUGAUAUGCCAAACAGAAUUUUGUAUAAAUUCACUAAAAGAUACAUGCAAGAAUGUUCACAGAAGCACUAUUCCUAAGAAUCCAAGCUGGAAACACCCAAAUCCAUUAGCAAUAACACUGAUAAAUAAAUGGUGGUGUUUAUUCUCAGAGUAGAAUAGUAGAAAGCAGUGAGAAUGAAUAAAGCAUAAUUAUAAGCAACGAUAAGAAUUGUCGAAGAUGAAAGUCUGAAACAAAAUGAACAAAGGCUUCAUCAACCUAUGACAAAAGGACCCAUCUAUGAUCGUGCUUAUUUUAUUAGCAGUUCAAAGGUGGUAGAAAGGGGAGUUAGUUUCCAAACAGCUAAAAAACAAAGAACCUCUGAUUGGCAAGCAUUCUAUUAUGGUAGAAUUUUUGGAAGCAGAUGAGACUUUCUAAUGGGCCUUCAGGUACUUUGACCAUCCUUGGUGAACGUCAAGAGGCAUAGCUCCCUACUGCCUGACAGAGGAAGUUCCACUCCUAUCAAAUGGCCUAAAAGCCCACCAUGCCCUGGCCCUGCUCUCCUGUCCCUUCCUCUGCUCUCCUGGGGCACCAGCAUCCUUUCUGUCCUCCAAGUGCUAUGGGCCUUCUUUCUUCCAUCUGUGAGAUGCUUAUCUUCAGUGGCAGAGAAUGACAGUAUCGGGUAAUUCCAGAAAGGAGUAUGAAAUUAAAAACUGAAUUAAACUAUGAAAGAAAGCAUAUAAGGCAAGAAUUUGGCUAGAUUGAAGGGUUAGGAUGGGCUUUUUACAAUUUGGUUUACAGUCUGAAUAAUUUAAAGACGGACAGAGGAGGAGAGAAGAAGAGGAGUUCAGACAGUUGCGACAGUAUGUGCAAAGGCCCUGGGGCAAGAGAGGAUAUAAACAGUAUCAGGAAUGGAAAGAAAGAACACAGAAAACGCAAGGCAAGCAAGGGUCUCAUAGAAAGUGAUGAGGAUUUUGUUAAUACUGAGAUAGCACAAUACUUAAAGACGACUUAAAAUAAGAGCUAUUUUAAGCAGGGAUGACAUGAAAAUAUUUCAUUGGAAAAGUAAACUCUUGACUGCAAGAUAGAUGGGGGAGCAAUUUAGAUGCCAGGGGCCUGAGAGAGUGAACUGGGGUGUUGGCAGGGAGGUGGAGAGAGUUGGAUACAUUCUUGAAAAAUGCGGGAGUUAAAACUGACAGAACUUGGUGAUAGAUUCAAUAUAGGGGAGGGUGUUAGUCCAUCUUCAUACUGCUAUGGAGAAAUGCCUGAGACUAGGUAACUUAUAAAGAAUAGGAGAUUUAAUAGAUUCACAGUUUCGCAUGGCUGGGGAGGCCUCACAAUCGUGGCAGAAAGUGAAAGAGGAGCAGUCAUGUCUUACAUGACGGCAGGCAAGAGAGCAUGUGCAGGGGAACUGCCCUUUACAAAACCACCUGAUCUUUUGAGAUUUAUUCACUAUCACGAGAAUGACAUCGGAAGAAUCUACCCCAUGAUUUAAUUACCUCCCACUGGGUCCCUCCCAUGACACAUGGGGAUUAUGGGAGCUACAAUUUAAGAUGAAAUUUGGGUGGGGACACAGCCAAAGCAUAUCAGGGAGGAAAAGAAGGUGGGACACCCAGAGUAACACUGGGAUUUUGGCCUCUCUGUGGAUGGCAGUACCCUUCCUGGGGCGGGGCCUCUGGUGGACUGCCAUGUCAGCAUGUAGAGCGGAAGGCAUGAAUCUGUUCUUUUAAGGCAAGUUAAAUUUGAGAUGUCACGGAGACAUUAUUAAGUAGAGGGGUCACGUAGGCAGGAGGAUAUGAUGUAGCUUUGCAGUUCAGAAGAUAGUUCUGAGCCAUAGAAACAAUUACGAUUCAGACCUAAGUAGUGGAUUGGUAUUCUUAUUAUUAUCUUUUUAAUUUGAGAAUUAUUACUUGGCUUUCAUUUCCUUUUUUCCCCACCCUCUCCUUUUCUUUGGAGGACUUAUUUUUAUUUUUUCUCUACUUCCCUCUUAUCGUCUUGUGCUUCUCUUGACUGAGAGGUUUCCUACAUUCUUCGCCUCUAUCUCGGGAGGAUAUAGCUCCUGCCUCUGUUGUCUCUCUUGCUGUAUCAGCCUCAGGCUUUAUCUGUUGAAAAACAGACAGCAAAGUGAACUGCAGUUACAAGUCAUUUGGAAAAUGAAUGUGGGAAACAGGUUGCUAUUCUGGGUGUUGAUAAUUGUCCAGGGCAAAGGAAGGAGUUGUGGCUGAGCUGCUUUUCUUGUUAAGGCAAUGCUAAUGCACCUCUCUCCACAGCCCUGGGCUCGAACUGGUGACUCUCAGAGGAAGAAUGUGGUUUGUGAUCAAUUCUGGCUUCUAGUAGGUAUUCAGACAGAGCUGGUGGGAACAAGAGGGGAGAAGAGAAGGUGUGAGAUGAGGGUUUAUUUCCAAGCACAUAGAAAAGCACCUGAGAAUCAUUUUCACGACAAGUCAGUCAGAUGAACCAGAAUCAUAGAAUGAGCUGUUCUUUCAAAAUAAACUCUACUGGGCAGUAUAAAUUUAAACAGGAAACUCAAAACCUCUUUGGGCUAGAUCUGAAUACUGAGGGCAAGCAGGGCCUACAGUAGGAAAAGGAUUCCAUACUUCAAUGGGCAGAAUUUUCUAAAACAAAACAAAACAAAAACUGGUAAGUUGGUGCUUAGUUCCAAUGUUUUAAAAAUUAAAAGUGGGGGUACUCAGGAAGACGUCCCUGUAUUGUUCAACAGCUAAUAUUAUAAACAACUGAGGCAGAGAGAAAAAAAAUGUGCAGGUCACUUUUCUUGGCAAGUCUAUCAGGUUGGCCUCCACUCUGGAAAGUUAAAUUAUGGCUGUUUUACCCCCUUCCCCCAAAAUUCGUGCAGUCAGGUGUGAUGAUCAGGGUAUAACUUUGGGUCCAGUCAUGACUUGAUUCUUUCUGGGGUGGGGAUUGUCUGUGUGACUGUGACAGCCAAGUAGAAACUCAGUAUCUCUUAGAGACUCAAGAUUUUAUUUUUGUCAUUGGUAAGAUCUCAUUUGUUAUAUUCCCAAAUCAACUUAUCAAUCAACAUUGUUAGACCAGUUUGCAACCUUUACUGAGAUUAUUUUUCCGUUAAGCUUCUUGGGUGUGAUGUAGGUGUUCAAUGCAAAAAGAUACAUACACAUUUGAAUAUCUUUAUGUGUGCGAUCAAUGGUUAGUGAUUACUGGGGGCUAGGCCUUGUUCUAAGUGAUUACAGGGUGUUAUAUUACGUUUACAUUACUUCUUUAAGGUUGAUGCUUUUAUGAUUCCCAUAUUAUGGAUGAAUAAAUAGUGGCAUAGAUGGGUCAGGUAGUUGCCUGGCUGAGGUCACAGAACUGUAAAUGUUCUGGAGCCACGGUUUGACCCAGUGCUGUCUACCCCUGGCACCUGCUAUCCUUACCUCUAAACCUCUUCAUGGAAGAAUAAACAUUUUAA
Molecule: messenger RNA, 10398 nt
Organism: Callithrix jacchus (white-tufted-ear marmoset)
Lineage: Eukaryota; Metazoa; Chordata; Mammalia; Primates; Cebidae
Source: RefSeq, a predicted model, not a curated record